Messenger RNA from Mercenaria mercenaria, 3608 nucleotides. Its product is annotated as amiloride-sensitive amine oxidase [copper-containing]-like. Gene Ontology annotation, cellular component: plasma membrane. Gene Ontology annotation, molecular function: quinone binding; copper ion binding; primary methylamine oxidase activity. NCBI's taxonomy places the organism in Eukaryota, Metazoa, Mollusca, Bivalvia, Venerida, Veneridae. The record is from RefSeq and is a predicted model, not a curated record. The transcript has 3 exons. Gene Ontology annotation, biological process: amine metabolic process. The coding region runs from base 320 to 2947 and encodes 875 amino acids.
UUGCCCGUGAGACAUAUUAGUAGUUUUAUUCUAUCCAUGUACAAAAUUUAAGUAAACACCACAAUCCUUGGGUUUAUUUAUAAUCAGUAUGGAUUUAACGAUAAAGGAAUAUUGAUCAGGAAGCGAAUUCUACCAAAAAUUUAACCUCCAUGAUGUGUUAAAGCACAUGUAUGUUUAAUAGUGUAUUUGUAAAGAGAAUAACAUAUAUAGCAAGUUUUUAACUAACUGCUGCUAGCUUUGUAUUAAUCAAUGAGUCAUCUCGGUGAGGGAAAUUCGAAACAUUGAAGAGUUCCAUGCUUGUUGAUUGACAUUCAGAGGUAUGGCGAAGCCAAAUUCUGGUGGAGAUUUUGAUAAAGUUCGGUUUAAGCAUGUAGCGACGGAUGAAUUUGAAAAUAAUGCUGAACUGACUAAUGAUGAAGAUGAUGAGGUGACCAUCGAGUUGAAAUCUCUCAUUUCUGAGAAUAAACCUGCAAACGGGUUUUCAAGAAAUAUUAAACACUCUUAUUGGUGCAAUAUUCAAAGGUUAUCAAUGUGCGCUUUAGUCGUAAUUGGAGCAGUGUUAUUUAUCGCUGGUCUAACUAUCGGAUUGCUGAUAGGCCGAUUCUCGUAUGAUUUGAACCAGUCAGAAGAGUCGGGCGCGAAAGUUUCCCCCAUUGCAGAGACUAAUCAAUGCAAUUGUUCAAGGUGCUCAACAGAAGGACAAUUGUCAUCUACAACACCAUCAUCCUCACCAGAUAGUCACACAGAAAGAUACACUACAUCUAGUAAGCAGACGACACACUCUAUGACAGAACAAAAGUUUGUAACGCCAGUGACAUCAAAAAGUUCCACAAGUAGUUGUAACGUUUGCAAAACUCGCGAUCCUAACACAUCUCUUGGUAAUGAAUCGAUCAGAUCCCUUUUCGCGCCAAUCACUAAGAAAGAAAUGAAAGCUGUUUCUAUAGCUCUGAAAACUAAAGCAUAUGUAUCUUACGAUCAUAAACUUGCUAGCAAUAGACUGUCCCAUGUCUACCUGCUCCCCCCUGUGAAAUAUGAAGCAUUACAUCACCUCGACAAGAACAGUUCAUUUCCGGGGAGAUUUGCUAAAGUUCACGUGUUUCGACCAGCCAGUGACCCUCCAGAUGUCAUGGAAUACAGAGUUGGACCCCUGAAUGAGACCUUUGAAAAUAUGAUAGUUGAAAAGUUACGAAAAGACGGAGAAAUCAGUUUUAAUCGGCGGCCAUAUGAUAGUACUGAAGCAAAUGAACUCUAUACAUUGCUAGAACCAGAAAUACAAGCAAUUGCGCAUUUGCUCUUUGAAAGUUUUGAUGGAAUCAAUAACACCAAAGACACUUUUCCAGAAUUUUCUUAUUUACCAACAUCUAAUUUAUCCGAUCGAACUUCAUACAUGGUUUUAGUAUUACAUUUAGGAUCAGCAUCUACACUUCGUCUUCUCCCAGUUUCAUGCACGGUUCAUCACCCGGGUACAAACGUGUCUCGAUGGUAUACUUCUAACUGGUAUUAUCUCGACCAGGGUCCUUACAAGUCUGCAACUGAAUUGCAAGAAGCGUACGAUUCUGUGCAAUUACGAAAAAUAAAGUACCCGACUAUGUAUCGUAAAGACCACAAAGGAGAUUUCGAUCGUGUAAGAAAUGAAUCACUGCCUGCACGUGACCUGUCUGAUAUUCCUCCACCAAGAACCUACGAACCACAAGGACCAAGGUAUACCGUAAAAGGUCAUAAAGUAAUGUGGAUGGGUUGGCAGUUAGAAGUAUCCACUAACCCUGUGCGAGGUCCAGCUGUCUUCGACGUCAGAUUCCAAGGUGAAAGAAUCGCGUAUGAAAUAUCUCUCCAGGAUAUUACACUACUGUAUUCAACUCAAACGAAUGGACACGGACCUCCAGUGUUAAGUGAUACGUUUUAUUUGAUAGGCAAAUAUAAUAAACCGGUUUUUGACGUUGAUUGUCCUAAAAGAAGUAAAAUUUUAAAAGCGACCCAUUUUCUGGCAGGUUCGCCUAUAGAAAUGGACGCUUUUUGUGUUUUCGAAGCAGACGGACAAAGGCCGCUGUGGAGACACGGGUCACGUGGUUUAGCAGAUCACUAUCUCGUGAUUAGAGCACCGAUUAGUGUAGGUAACUAUGAUUAUAUUUUUGAAUGGAACUUUUAUUUAGACGGUCGUCUUCAGACACAUCUAACAGCAUCGGGAUACCUCUAUGGAGCGUUUUGGGAUCCAGAUGAUCCAAAGGCAGCAGACGAUGAUAGUUUCCCGCCCUAUGGAUAUCGGCUUGGUGAAUUUUUGCUCGGACCUAUACACGACCACACGUUCACAUUCAAAAUCGACUUAGAUAUAUAUGGAACAACAAACAGUUUCCAAACAGUACAUUGGAAGACCAGAAGUAGAGGAACACAGAAACCAGGCUAUAUCCUGUUUAAUAACACACGGUAUGCUAGCAGUGAAAUACUUACACAUGAAAACAGUUUCAUUUUGGAUACGAAAAAUCCGAAAGUCUGGACGGUUGUGAACGAAAAUAAAAGGAAUUCUUGGGGUGCGAAGAAAGGUUAUAGAGUAAUUCCACAUUCAAAAUAUGCCGAAAUUCUUGAAGACCAUAUGAUGUUACAGGUUUGGGAUCACCUUAAAUAUCAACUUGCCGUUACUAAAAGAAAGGAAUCAGAACCUUACGCUACUAAUUCUUUAUACGAUAUCACCCAUCCAAUAAAAAUGUUUCCCAGAAAUGGGGUAAUGAAAUUAGAUAACGAAACCGUUCGAAAUGAAGAUCUGGUUUUGUGGAUUAGUGAAAAAUUUUACCACCUGCCAACGUCGGAAGACGUACCAAUGACACUUCCGGCAGAGGUUGGCUUCACGUUAAAACCGUUUAAUUAUUUUGAUAGGACGCCAGUUUUUGAUUUACCAGCUCAUUAUUCGAAACAUGAAGCUUAUGACAAUACAUCUUGUUUUGUUAAUGACUGAUCUAAUGUUAAAAGUAACCAAUUUUUAGAAAAUGCCGGGAUGACAAUGUAGGUGUGUUUCGCAGUGUUAUUUUCGGCUUAUUCGAGUUAAAGUGGUGUGAAUGUGAGCAUGUGCGCUUUUAUUAGCACACCAAGGCUUAAUUUGUUUUACAGACACUAGUGUAGACUCGAGUUUGGUAAGCGAAAAGAACACCGAGAACGUAACACGAGUGUAGCAAAUGAUUAGUCCAAAAUGAAAAAGAACAUGACGUUAAACAUGGUGUAGCUAAAGGCUUUGCUUAACUCACAGUCUCACGAAAUAUUUACCGAUCUCUCAUUUACAUAAUUAAAUUAUAAACAGAAAAUGCAGAAUAAAUGAGGAAAAACUUUCCUCAAACUAAAUCCUCACGACGAUAUCUUACAAACACCACAAAGGGCACUGGACAGAUUUAUUAUUUACCACAUUCAUACAAAAGAUGUCUGUAUGAGUUUGAUUCAACAAAAAUAAACUUAUCGGAACGACUGAAAAUUUACGUUACAUGUGACAAAAUUUGGGGUAUAUUGCUAGAACUAUGAACGUUAGUUCAGACCAGUUAGCUUGACUUUAAUACGCAUGCGUAAAUACAAGUGUGAUGUUAAACUCAACAAAAAUAAAUCUAAUUAUUUUAUGACUUUUUCUAAUG